This is a messenger RNA of Cornus florida, 1950 nucleotides long. RefSeq lists its product as uncharacterized. The record is from RefSeq and is a predicted model, not a curated record. Lineage: Eukaryota; Viridiplantae; Streptophyta; Magnoliopsida; Cornales; Cornaceae. The coding region runs from base 153 to 1502 and encodes 449 amino acids. The transcript has 8 exons.
CCUUUUGGCAUGUGAUCCACAAUUUAAUUGGACUGCACUGCAGCUACCUAUAUUGAUUAUUGGGAAACCUAUUUAUAUAAGUCAAUAGUUUGUAGUAUAUUUUUUUGUCGAUAUAGAGAGAGCAUAGAAAUAUUUGUAUAGGCGUGAGAGAGAUGAUUGGACUGACUCUAGCUUCUCCGUGGAUUUCGGGAACAUUACCAAUUUAUUCUUCAUCAACAUCAUCAUCAUCAACGACCACUUCGCUAUCUUCUUCUUCAUUUGAAGCUGCAAAUUUCUCAAAGCCCCAAUUGUGCCCACCUUCAACAUCAUCAUCAUCUUCGUAUAAUCGUCGUGUGAUUUGUCGAUCCCAAUUAGCAAAUGACCUCAAAUUUCUGUUGCACGAUGCCCUCGACUCUUCUGGCGUCGAUACCACCCAUGCCAGAGCGGCUAGGGAGGGUUUCUGCUCUCAGAUUAAAAGAUUAUCUGAUAUCGAGAGGCACACAAGUAUUAGCAUAAAUAGAGGGGUUGAUUUGGGUAAGACAGCUCUUUAUAUAGCAGCAGAGGAUGAUUCCCUAGUUUCGCACUCUUCAGUUCCUCUUCCCGUGGAUGCAUUUAUUGACAGAUUGGAUGAUCUUUGUAUGGACUACUGCUCUCACUAUAGCGCUUCGUUUAGAUCCUCGCCUGAUAUUUUUCUGGAGUGCCUAGAGAGAUACUUGUAUGUUAAUAAGGGUUUCAGGAGAACUAAUGUGAGGUCUCAAGCAGAGCCACGGGCUCUUUAUCUUCAUUCUCUCCACCUUCGUUUGGGACAGGUUUUGACACAUCGUUCAGGUUCUGCUCCUAUGCUUUCCCUCAUAUACUCAGAGAUACUAAAGAUGCUUCGUUUAUGUGGUCUCUUGAAUUUUGAUGUGGAGAUUUUUUUCCCCCACGAUCUUUAUAGUCUUCCUAGAGGUUAUCAUAAACAAAGAAGUAAGGAGUCUGAUCAACCACAUAUUUUGACAUCACAAUCCCUUUUGUUGGAGAUCUUGAGAAAUUUGAAGGACGCUUUCUGGCCAUUUCAACUUGAUCAUACUAGCAGCUUGUUCUUGAGGGCAGCACGCGCUGCUAACUGCACUGAUAGAUCAAACAAUGUUGAAGAAAGUGGCUUUGAGCUUGCAUCUGCCAAAGCUGCUCAGCAUAGGUUAGAGCGUGGUGUUUGGACCAGCGUACGUUUUGGGGAUAUGAGGCGUGCAUUAUCUGCAUGUGAACGCCUUGUCCUCCUGGAAUCCGAUUUGAAGGAAUUAAGAGAUUACGGUGUUCUUCUUUACCACUGUGGAUUUUUUGAGGAAUCGUUGCAAUACUUCAAAUUGUAUAAAGACAAAAAGAAUUCUUCCAUACCAGAGCCGUCAUCCGAUACAUUUAGCCACCUAGAGGAAGACGCCGUGGAGAAACUAAUUGUUCGCCUUAACCUCAUUUUGAUGGAGGAAGGUUGGACUAGGCCCUCGUACAAUAAAAGUUUUCUGGGCAACAACUCCGAGCCAUGGUAGUACCUGAUGUGCAUUUUUCAUGUAAUGGAGCCGAAUUCCGUUGGUGUAAAGUUGGACGGUUGAUAAAUUGGACUCUUUGCCAAUAAUCCUAUAUAUGGGCGCAAUCGCAUUCAUGAAUAUUGCAAUGUGCAGCCCUGAAAGCAGAGACGAGAACACUACCGAUGAAAGGAGAAGACGUUGGGUGAAGUACCCAUUGCAUGAUAUCAUGAUCAAAUGGUAGCUUAUUCAUUAUGCGUGCAGUGUACUGAGAAUUGAUGCAUCUUUACUCUGAUGAACUCUAAUUCUCACACUUUAAAUUCAUGCAAGUGUAAUACUUUUCUCCUUUUCUGAAAGCAGUUAGUGUUUCUGUUAUUAAAGGAAAAAAUAAAAAUAAAUAAAAAGAUGGUGUAAAUAGUUAUUAUUGUGAAUACUAGGAUUGUAAUGAUUAUUGGGAUUUUUCUUUUUGUGA